GUUCGUCAAGUUGCCAGAUUUCGCGCUUUGCUGCUUGUAAUUUCUACCUCUCUCUCUCUCUCUCUCUCUGUAGAUUUUGAUCCUUACUAUCUUUCCGACACAAAUACAUUGUCCAUACAUAUUCUCUCUCUCCCCUCGUACGGCCUUAGAGCGUGAGCAUUACUCAUUCCGCGUGGGUUAGAAGCUUAGAAUUUCUUUCUGAAACGGUUUUGCUUUAUUGAUCUGUAAUCUCUGAUGAGGUCUGGAGGGUUAGAACAAUGGAAGAAAAGCAACAAAAUUAACUUCCACAACGAACUGAAAGAGCAUUUAAAAAGGGAAGAAACGUGGAUAGGUUACUAGUGCUUUAAUUAUUUAAUGAAAGCUUCAGUUUGUCAAUUCCAUCUUCUCGGAUCCUGACUUGCACUGUUCAAGAAUUUGUUUUCUAACUGGGGGGGGGGGUGUUUCGAAUCAGUAGUGGUUGAUCUCUCAUUUCUUGACAAUUUUGUCAUUUCAAGAUCUUGUAUCUUGUGGGUUUCUUUAGGGUUUUUGAAGUUUCUAAUGAACUGUUCUGUUGGGUUCAAGACUUAAAAUUUUUGUAGCUGAAUCAAUGGCAGAUGAAGGUUCAGAUAGGGGUAGUACGGGAUUGGUUGCCAUGGAUUCGUCAGAAUCGAGAUGGGUUUUUCAGGAUGAAGACGACACGGAUGUAGAAAACGACGAGGAUAUACCUCCACAGAUGGGCUUUGAUUCCGAAGAGGAAGAGAAUGCGGAGCACAGACUGAUUAGGACGGGUCCCCGGAUUGAUUCCUUUGAUGUUGAGGCUCUUGAGGUUCCCGGCGUCCAAAGAAACGACGACGAUGACUUUACUGUAGGGAAGAAAAUUGUGCUGGCUUUUCAGACACUUGGAGUUGUAUAUGGUGAUGUUGGAACAAGUCCAUUAUAUACCUUCAGUGUGAUGUUCAACAAAUCUCCAAUUCGUGGGGAGGAAGAUGUUCUUGGAGCAUUGUCACUGGUUUUAUAUACUUUAAUCUUGAUAUCACUGAUCAAGUAUGUUCUUAUUGUUCUUUGGGCCAAUGAUGAUGGUGAAGGUGGUACUUUUGCUUUAUAUUCAUUGAUUUGUAGGCAUGCAAAGGUCAGUCUUCUUCCAAAUCAGCUACCAUCUGAUGCCCACGUAUCAAGUUUCAGGCUAAAAGUGCCUUCUCCAGAACUUGAGAGGUCGCUGAAAAUUAAGGAGAAGCUUGAGUCUUCGUUGACACUGAAAAAACUUCUUCUGAUGUUAGUGCUUUUGGGUACUUCUAUGGUGAUAGCCAAUGGAGUUGUUACUCCAGUAAUGUCAGUGAUGUCGGCUGUGGGGGGUCUAAAGGUUGGAAUAGCUGGAAUUAGUCAAGAUCUUGUGGUCAUGAUUUCAGUUGCAUGUCUCAUAAUUUUGUUCAGCGUACAGAAGUUCGGGACAAGCAAAGUGGGACUAGCUGUGGGCCCUGCUUUAUUCAUAUGGUUUUGUUCCCUUGGGGGAUUUGGUGUCUACAACCUAAUAAAAUAUGACAGAAGUGUGUUUCGGGCAUUUAAUCCUGUAUACAUCUAUUACUUCUUCAAAAGAAACUCAACCCACGCUUGGUUGUCUCUUGGGGGUUGUCUUCUGUGUGCAACAGGUUCAGAGGCAAUGUUUGCAGAUCUUUGCUACUUCUCAGUGAGAUCAGUUCAGCUCACAUUUGUGUUUCUAGUUCUGCCUUGCCUUCUGUUGGGAUACCUAGGUCAAGCUGCAUACCUCAUGGAAAACCUAACCGUGUCCGAUCAAGUUUUCUUCGCUUCCAUUCCAAGUGGUGCAUUCUGGCCUGUGUUUUUCAUUGCUAAUAUUGCUGCAUUGAUUGCUAGUCGAGCAAUGACAACAGCCACAUUUUCAUGCAUAAAACAAUCAACAGCACUCGGUUGUUUUCCUCGCCUGAAAAUUAUUCACACUUCUCGAAAGUUUAUGGGUCAGAUUUACAUUCCAGUCAUUAAUUGGUUUCUACUGGUAUCCUGCGUGGUGCUUGUCUGCAGCUUUGCAAGCAUAAAUGAGAUCGGAAAUGCAUAUGGCAUUACAGAGCUUGGGGUAAUGAUGACAACAACAAUGUUGGUAACCAUUAUUAUGCUUCUUAUAUGGCAGAUAAACAUCAUCAUUGCGCUGAGUUUUCUGGUUUUCUUCUUGGGGUUGGAGCUGACUUUCUACUCUUCAGUUUUAUGGAGUGUGGGAGAUGGAAGUUGGGUCAUAUUGGUUUUUGGGGCGAUUUUGUUUUUGAUUAUGUACAUCUGGAAUUACGGAAGCAAACUUAAGUAUGAAACUGAAGUUGAACAGAAGAUGUCAAUGGAUUUGUUGCGGGAACUAGGUUGCAAUCUUGGGACCAUCAGAGCUCCUGGUAUUGGCUUACUUUAUAAUGAGCUAGUUAAGGGUGUACCGGCAAUUUUUGGCCACUUCUUGACCACUCUUCCUGCAAUCCACUCUAUGAUAAUUUUUGUCUGCAUAAAGUAUGUUCCAGUUCCUGUAGUGCCUCAGAAUGAAAGGUUCCUCUUCCGGCGGGUCUGUCCAAAGAGCUAUCACAUGUUCCGCUGCAUUGCUAGGUAUGGCUACAAGGAUGUGCGCAAAGAGAAUCAUCAGACUUUUGAACAGUUGCUAAUUGAGAGCCUUGAGAAGUUCAUCCGUCGAGAAGCUCAGGAGAGGUCGUUAGAGAGUGAUGGGGAUGAGGAUACGGACUCUGAAGAUGAGGUCUCUUCUUCAAGGGUUCUAGUUACUCCCAAUGGCAGUUUUUACUCUAUUGGUGUUCCACUUUUGGCUGAUUACAGCUUCUCUAACAGAACCAUCUCAGAAGCAAGCACCUCGGCAGGGGUGAGGCCAGUCCAUGUCUCAGAGCCAUCAGUAUCUGAUACAGAACAGAGUCUUGAAUGGGAGCUCUCCUUCAUACGGAAGGCCAAAGAAUCUGGGGUGGUUUAUCUUCUCGGUCAUGGAAAUAUUAGAGCAAGGAAAGACUCAUGGUUUAUAAAGAAACUGGUUAUAAAUUACUUCUAUGCAUUUUUGAGGAAGAACUGCAGGAGGGGGAUUGCAAAUUUGAGUGUGCCUCACUCGAAUCUGAUGCAGGUUAGCAUGACCUACAUGGUUUGAAGUUUGAAGUUGAAUUUUGGCGGCAAAGGCAAGAUUUCAUUUUUUUGAACAAAAGUUUGGUGGCAACGGUCAGUUGUGAAAGAGGCAUGGAUCACAGGAAAAUUUGCUGGGGGUUAAAGCUGAUGGCACUCAAUGUCAAACAGAGAGUGCAGGUUUCACCCAAGGGCCAUAGAACAAUCUGUUGCUGCUAUCGUUUUGCACUUGAACGACGCAACCUGGUUUUGAACAUGCCAAGCACUGAAGCUUCAUUCUAUUGAUUGGAAUUUGUAGUUUUUUCAUGCUGCCUUCUUGUAUUGAUUGUCUAGUGCAAGAAAAGAAAUACAGGAAGAAUUUUUGUAAUUACUGAUUUGAAGGUGAAGUGAAUUGGCCAUUUUUUACCAUUACAGUUCGUUUUGUAUCAGAAUAAAUUCUUUUAUCCCUAAGCAGAAGUUGUUACAAAGUUAACUGACCA
Molecule: messenger RNA, 3560 nt
Organism: Macadamia integrifolia
Lineage: Eukaryota; Viridiplantae; Streptophyta; Magnoliopsida; Proteales; Proteaceae
Product: potassium transporter 7
Exons: 10
Coding region: 587-3109 (840 amino acids)
Biological process (GO): potassium ion transmembrane transport
Cellular component (GO): vacuolar membrane; plant-type vacuole
Molecular function (GO): potassium ion transmembrane transporter activity
Source: RefSeq, a predicted model, not a curated record